GACUUUCUAAAGAGACCCUGUUCUAUGAAAUCUCUGAACCACCCAAUGGCUCCUGUGUCUUCAAUUCAUUUUCCGCCAUUUACAUGUUGCCAUGUUUCAACCCUUUUCCCCUUUUUCUAGGGUUUCUGAUCUCCACUAACCAUCUCUCUCAACACCGCCCCUUGGUUCCUAGGGUUUCAAAUUCCAAUUCAUGAUCCUUCAUCACCGAGAUAGUUAGUUCACAAAGAACAUAACCGCAGUGAUUUGGUUCGAAUCUCUCCGUAGGAUUGAUUCGUCUGAGGAUUUCUACUGGUUCGGGUUUUGAAUCACCCAAUUUGAAAUCGGUAAGAACUAUAAAGAAAUCGAGUAUCUACAAUCAAGAGAAGACAGCAAAUUUUAAUCAGUUUCAAGAUCAAAAUUAUUAAUUUAUCCCUCUCUAGAGUUUUUUGUUUCUUCAUCGAGAUGGACGACGGGGAGAUUGAUUUCUCGAGUAUUGGUGAAUUCCCAAGCAGUUGCUCGAUGGACAGCUUUUUUGAUGAACUUCUCCAGGACACACAUGCCUGCACUCAUACUCACACUUGCAACCCACCAGGCCCUGAUUUCUCACAUACACACACUUGUUUUCAUGUGCACACCAAAAUUGUAUCUGCCCCAACUGAGGAUAAAGUUGCCAGUGAUGAUACUGCAGAGUCUGAUGAAAAGCAAUCAAAGAAACGCCCAUUGGGUAAUCGUGAAGCAGUUCGCAAGUACCGAGAGAAGAAGAAGGCUCGCGCCGCAUCGUUAGAGGAUGAAGUUCGCAGAUUGAGGGGUUUGAAUCAGCAGUUGUUGAAGAGAUUGCAGGGUCAGGCUGCAUUGGAGGCCGAGGUUGCGAGGCUCAAGUGUUUGCUUGUGGACAUUCGAGGAAGGAUUGAAGGGGAGAUUGGAUCAUUUCCUUAUCAGAAGUCGGUCAAGAGUGGAGAUAUGUAUCAAAACUUGGCUAAUUCGAACUCAGCUGGUGCAUAUGUGGUGAAUCCUUGUAAUAUACAGUGUGAUGAUCAGGUCUACUGCCUUCAUCCAGAGGUGGAAGGAAAAAGUGGGGAAGGUGUAGCAUUAAACGGUCAAGGUUUUGGUGGUUGUGAAUUUGAGAAUCUGCAGUGUCUGGAGAGCAUGAAUUCCGGAUUAAAGGAGCUCCCUGGUUGUGGACCUGGGAAUGUAGCAUCUAAGGUCGGUUCUUCUGGUACAAACAAGAGAAAAGGAGGGGCUCGUGCUGCGACAGCUAGUUGAAGAGCUAAACAGAUGGAGGUAUCUUUAUUCUCUGGGAUACACAUGGUCUAGUAAAUAGUAGUUUUGUUGAACUCCAAUGAAUCUUCCCUUGAGAUCAUUUUGUGCUCUUAUAUUUUGUCGACUUUCUUUUAUCUCUACCCUGCUGUUUCGUGUUUCAAGAUGCAUCCCCGUCCGUAUGAAGCCCGACAUCAGCUAGAUUUGUGCUCUUCUAGUUGUUAGUAUGUUCAGUUUAUGGUCUUCAGUCCAAGUAAGUCUACAAAAAUGUUGGGAAAGCGAAGUGCUAAAUGGGAGCCUGACAACUUCUUCACUCAGCCUUCUUAUUCUUUACAAUGAUGCAUAAAUUGGUAUUUUAGUUACCAUUGCAUGAUAUGUACUUUUUUUUUUUUUUUAAGCUAUGAGAAUUUCAAUUCUGAAUUACAGAAUGUAUGGAAUGUGGGGUCUCUUCCAUGGUUUAAUAUUUCACUUCCAUGGGUUCAAAACAGUGAGUUACAGAUCGUGCUUCUGGAGACCCUAACUUGUAUGUUGAAUACUAGUUUGCAAAUGUUCCAGCUCCUGUUAUUCUA
Cornus florida is the source of this 1805-nucleotide messenger RNA. Its product is annotated as basic leucine zipper 23-like. The transcript is spliced from 3 exons. The record is from RefSeq and is a predicted model, not a curated record. NCBI's taxonomy places the organism in Eukaryota, Viridiplantae, Streptophyta, Magnoliopsida, Cornales, Cornaceae. Gene Ontology annotation, molecular function: DNA-binding transcription factor activity, RNA polymerase II-specific; RNA polymerase II cis-regulatory region sequence-specific DNA binding. The coding region runs from base 442 to 1242 and encodes 266 amino acids. Gene Ontology annotation, biological process: regulation of transcription by RNA polymerase II; DNA-templated transcription.